CCCCUCGGCUCUCUCCCUGGCCGGCAGCGCUGCGGCCCUCUCGGAGCCAUGGCUGUGCAGGUGCCCGGGCCGACGGGCUUGCCUCUCUUCCUCUUGCUGCUGCUCUUGCCGCUGCCGGGGUGGACGUCGGUGCAGCUCCGGUCGCCGGCGGCGUCCGGGGUCGAGUCGCUGCUGGAGGAGUUCCGCCGCCAGCUGCUGCAGGAGGAGCAGGAGCCCCCGGGCGGUGGCGGAGGCAACGAGCUGGCGGAGGUAGCAGCAGGCCGCUGCCGCGGGGGAAACGGCGAGCCGUCGGGCUUCUUCUCGGCCAGGCCCGACACCAUCAUCCGCACUAAGGACUCCAUCGCGGCGGGCGCCACCUUCCUCGACUCGCCGGGCUCGGUGGCGGGGCCCAGGCAGUGCCUGGACGCCUGCUGCGCCGAAGCCCGCUGCACCCUGGCUGUCGUGCAGCAGCCGCAGCAGUCGCCCGCCUCGCUGCGCUGCUACCUCUUCAACUGCACCUACCGCGGCCGCGCCGUCUGCCUCUUCUCCCCGCAGCGCGGCUACAGCAGCUACGGCCUGGAGCCCAGCAGCCGCCCGUCCGCCACGGAAACUGAUGAGCCUCCUCUCAGCAAGGCAGGGAAAGACAUUAUGCUUCAGUUGCCCAUUAACUGGGUGAUUCUAGAUGGCCGAGAAAGUAGAGAUGACCAUGGAAUCAUACAGUAUGAGUGGAGACUGCUUCAAGGUGCCCCUUCAGUUGAUAUGAAGGUGCCACAACCCGGAACUCUGAAGCUAUCUCAUUUGCAAGAAGGGAAAUAUAUGCUGGAGCUGACUGUGACAGACACAGCUGGCCAAAGGAGCUCAGAUAAUGUCUCAGUGACCGUACUUCCAGUGGGUCACUCCAUGUUAGGAUGUUUUGGGGUUUGUUCGCGCUACCAGUUCCUCUGUGAUGAUGGUUGCUGCAUUGAUAUCACCUAUGCCUGUGAUGGAGAAGAGCAGUGUCUGGAUGGGUCUGAUGAAGCUUUUUGUCAGAAAUUUACUUCAGGACAAAAGACAAUAACUCACCCAGCCACUAGCUUCAUCCAGCCAAACAGCAUUGGACAAACUAAUGAUGUCAACAAGGAACUUGCAUUUGAAAUCACCCAGAAAACGACUGUAAGCAAUCAAGCAUCUGAUGCAGACAAGAUCAACAAAUCAUCCUCUCAGGGACCAAAUAAACAAAUUACUGGGUUAAUGCCAGGGCUGUGCUUGGUGCCUCCUGCUGCUGGCCCCUGCAAUGGCCAUUUCCCUCGCUGGCAUUUUGAUGCUUUUUCUGGCACUUGCAUACAUUUCAUCUAUGGCGGCUGCAAAGGCAAUGAAAACAACUUCCUUCAAGAAUCAGACUGCCUUGCUGAAUGUGUAAAAGCUCAUGACUCUAAAACCUCAGGGAAAGAAACAGAUUAUAAAAAUGAAAAUAACAUUGUGGUGUUAAAGGGCACUCCCAUCGAAAAGAGCCAUCCGGUUCCAGAAGCAGGUGCUGUCCUCCCUCUGGCUCUUGGGCUGGCCAUCACUGCUAUGCUGCUGCUCAUGGUAGCUUGCCGACUUCGGUUAGUGAGACAGAAACUUAAGAAAGCCCGGCCCCUGAUGUCUGAGGAAUCCGAUUACCUCAUAAAUGGGAUGUAUCUCUAAAGCAGGGUUCAGGUGACUUCCCUUUCCUUGAGCUUUCCUUAAAAAAAAAGUGUGCCUCUUGCAUCUUACACUUUCCUCUCUCUUUUUUUAAAAAAGUAAAAACUCAUGUUUAAAGAGAAAAUGCAGCAGCUACCUUCUAAAAGAUUAUUUCUAACAUCAGUGGUAGAGAUGUUUAUAGCUCCAGCAGACAGACUGGCUUUCCUCUGCCAGAGCUCUAGGACUAUCCUGUGCUUGUCAAUAAGGCAAAUUCCAUCUUACUGUGCUGUGUAUCGGUUCAGUCCCACAAAAAUACUACCAUAUCUAAGGGAAUGUGGCUGGAGUUAGCUCUCCAAUGGAUGAAAUGUCAUGUGCUCCAAGAACUGCCCCUCUCCCUUGUAACCCAUAAUAUUCAUUCAGUUCUGUUUUGCAAAGAAGCAUCAUGCAGGGUUACAGCACUCCUUUGAAUAUUGGUGCCUGAGUGGCUGGUGAUCCACAUUGCUGCACCACUCCCAUGUUCCAAGGGAUGCCACAGGUCAGGGCAUGGAAAAAUACAACAGUCAUAUAAGAUCCUAGACACAUCUGUUUCCUGUUGUGUUGGCUCUCUGCAUCUGGCCUUAGGUGAGAAAUUAGAUUUUACAUAAAUGACCUUUCUUUAGCUUCCUUUUACAGAGAGGAUAUUUAUUAAUUUAAAACUAGUAUUUUAUUUUAUCUUUAAAUAACAUGGCACUAUUAUCACUUCAAAAUUGGUUCAAAUAGAAGCAUGUUUUUCUACUCACCUACUUGCCUGGGGUUGUUUCUUACUUGUCACAGGCAUGGGGUUAUUUACAAACCACCCUGUUAAAGUGCAGAGUUUCUGAAGGUGAAACAUUAGGCUGCAUACAGGCAGCAAAAUGAAGUACUUGGAUCUUAAAGAGGUUUGAGUUGUUUGUAUCACUUCAGACAGUGGAAAGGGAAGAGAGAAUGUUUUAGUGUUCCGUUACACAAAAACAAACCUAGCAGCACAAGCAGAAGGACCAUAGGGGAGACUGCCCUCUGCUAUGCUACUUUUCUAAACACAGUGAGGAUUCCCACCUUUCAAGCAAUCUCUUUAUCAUGGGCAAUGAGCAACAUUAUCCCCCGCUUUAAACUGAAGAUCAAAAAAAGGAUAGCAUCCCCAGCAGUCUGAAGUUGUACACUCUAUGCUAAUAGCUCAGGACUCUGCCACCUCAUUGUGCUACAGAUAUGAACUAGGCCUUAUGUUCAGCAACACAUCCAUUGCUGCUAUAGCCAUUUAAUAUUGAUACAAUGCUGCCUGCUUUCAUGGAGCUUGAAAGAUUCUUGCUAAUUGGACCCUCACAGCGAAGUUAAAGUUUCAGUAGUUGCAUCAAUUUUAAAGCUCAUCCCAUCGUCUGAUGAAUUCAAUGUAUGACUGAAUUGUAGGAAGUGUUCGUUAUAAAGUUUGUAGUCUGUGGGUCAGUUUUUGUGUGUGAACCUUCCUCUUUAUCCAUCUGUGCAAAUAAGUUCCCAUCCGAGGACCCAGGUACAAAUCAAUGCAGAAUAGGCAUGCAAUGAUUCUGUAUGUCUCUCUUAUUCUAAUGAACUUACAACUUUGAAUCCUACCACAGACCUCCACAUUGCCAAUGUCCCAAUCUGAUAAUGUAAAGUAAGAGAUAAUAAACCUAUUUUAUUCUUAAUACCUUGCAAAAUACUUGUUUUCCUUUCAGUAACUAUGUAAACAAAAAUCUAUGUUAGCAGGGUUCUGUGUUGUUGCAAAACGGUGCAACCACAGAACCAAUUAUAGAACCAUAGAAUUAGAGUUGGAAGGGACCACACAGUCUGUGAUAGCUGCACAUGCAUUCCUUUCACAUUUCUGUCCCAUUGUAAUAUGAAGCUGUGUCUUCAACAGUAAAAGGAGACACGCCGUGUCAAAGCUGAGAACAGAGGAAAGGAUCUGGAGAAACCGACUAAGGCGAAGAGAGGUAGCCAGGGCUCUUUUUAUUCUUAGCAUAUAAUUUAUCUCCUGCAUUUCAUUAGCUCAGCCCCUCACCCAGUUUCUGCUUUAUGUGCAAACUGGACAGACACAUGAAAGAUGCCUCAUCAUGUCUAGCUGGGUUCUAAAACCUACUGCCUGGGGAUGGGCUUCACUGCUGAACAUUAGGUUUUCAUAGGACACUUCCACCCAAAACCAUCUCCUCACAUAGCAAAUUAGCACACGGAGCAGCUUAGGCUAGAAACCUUCUCCUUGACAGCCAGUUUGCCAAUUAGCACUUUGCUAAGAAGCAGGCCCCUGUGGAGUUUGAAAGUAACAGGUCUGCUGCUACCUGUUACCAGCUGCUUUGCAUUAUUAACUGAUAGAGAAACAUUUGUGUUAAGGCUAUGCUGUGUUCUCUAACCAAUAGUCCCAUGUACAAAUUACUUGUCACAAAAUUAUGAUGUUAGGUGACUUUUAACAGUAGAUUGACAGUACUUUCAGGUAUGUGGAGCUAAUGUAUACUUUUGCACCUGCUUCCCAAGUGUGUUGUGAACCUUCUACUUUGAGAAAUCAUGUGACCCAGGGUGGAAGUGCUGCUGUUAAGGAAAAGCCCCACUACAUGCUGAUGUAGCUGCACGCUGCUUUGGUCCAUCAUCUUUGAUUGCCUUUCCUUGCUUAUCAGUUUGGAGUUACAUCCUAAUUUUGUUGUCCAUAUGCCAAACUUUACAAAUAAUUGUUAUAAUUUUUCACAGGGGCAGGACUGUAACUAGUGGAUUUACUAUUGGCAGUGCUAUUAUGAAUGUGUUUCCCCCUUCUUCGCAGUAUUUUCACUGCAGAUCCAUUUUAACAAGAAACUCCUGCUCUAUGAGGCUACCAAUUCUGUCCCUUCUUAAUCUUACCAUUAUCUACAAAUCUAAAGGCCACAAUUCACAGAAUCCUUUAAGGGCAGGUACAGAGAAUAUGGGGCCCUCUUGAUUCCAUUGGGACUCCAGCUCCCAUCAGCCUCAACCAGCCAGUGCUUUCAUCAAUGCAAAGACUUCCGAUUACAGUGGAACUUAUUCUCUUCUCCUCCCUGUGUACCUGUUCUGAGGUUCCCCCCACCUGGAACCUCCAGAGCAGAUUUGGGAAGAGGGGCACAAGCAGUGGGGAAGGAAGUCCUUGAACUUCUUGGAUUUACGGAACUGCUUAACUGGCUAUCACCCAUGUUUCCUCUUUCCUGCUUUAGGAUGUGACCCAUGGAUGCAUUUUGAGUCACUUCAUAUAUUUUUUGGAAGCAAGGUAGGAAAUUUUAUUCAAGCUGGCUUUUGCUGGCCAGGAAUACAGCAAGAUGAAAGUUUAAUAAUUUAACUGAGGUAAUGAUUAACCUUAUUGACUGGCCCAAACUAUUAGGCUACCGUAAAUCUAAAUAAAUCAGUAAAAAGAUAGCUGGGGAUCAUUGGGGUUGUGGGGAGAGAUGAGUUAUAUCUACCCUGCCACGCCCAUAGCCUCAUUCUCAUUUACUUAACUGAAGACAUAAAACCUAGCCUGGACUAGCUAGCAUUGUACAAAGGUCCUUUUCUACUGCUGUGAGCUUAUUUCUCCAAGCUGUAAGAGGCAGUGCAAAAGAGCACUUUUUGGUUUAAAUACUCACCUUAAUUUUUCUUUCUUAAAACAUUUCCCAUUUUUUCAGUGCUUCUCAAGUUCUGUGUGCUCCUGUCAGGCCUACCAGCCUUUUGCUAGGCAGGCUGUAGCAUAAUCAUUUUUGCAAACAUUCUAAAAACAAUGGUGCCAUUACAUAUUGCAUGCAUUUUAUGAAGAAAAAUAAAUGAGGUCCUUUGCAGCAUUUGUAAACAUGCUUGAACAACUAAAAGAUGUUCAACGGGGCUAUUGGAACUGGUGAUUUAUUCAUCACCACAUAACAACGUCUGCAAAGACAAUCAUGCCAGUGUUCUAAAUUCCCCUAAACCUGUGUUUGCAUAAUGAUUUGUAUUGUCAGGAAAAUAAGCUAACUCUCUAUUUGCCUCUAAAAUUAUCUGACUGGCAACAGCAAAAAUAUUGAUCCUCACAAUGUCCUUCUGUAAUGCUCAGAUCUUUGGGAUCUCUUCUCUCAUCCUGUUCCUGUAUUAGCUAUGCUUUUCAAAAGGUCAUAUUGAUCUGUGCUAUUUUUCUAGAAAAAGAGGCGCCGGAACUCACCAUGAACACCUCCCUUGUUCCCUUAGAAUGGCAAUGAUGCCCACCUGACAGGUGCCAGAACUGAGUUCCAGUGAGGUCCAGCUGAAAAAAGCCCUGAUCUUGAUACUGAUUAUUUAUCACAAGUAGAAUAAAGCAGCAAAAGCAGUAAAACAACCACUACAAAUUGCUGCUUUCAUUGAAAUUUAUAGAUUACACAUCUUUGGGUUUAAUGGAGCUUAUUCUGAGGCUAAGUGAAUAUAGGAUUGCCACCUAGGCUUUGGUUUAGGGUUGGCAUAGGGGAAAAGCAUGGUUAUUGCGUCUUAGCUGUGU
Zootoca vivipara (common lizard) is the source of this 6055-nucleotide messenger RNA. It is a transcript of the gene LRP11, whose product is annotated as LDL receptor related protein 11. NCBI's taxonomy places the organism in Eukaryota, Metazoa, Chordata, Lepidosauria, Squamata, Lacertidae. The record is from RefSeq and is a predicted model, not a curated record. Gene Ontology annotation, molecular function: serine-type endopeptidase inhibitor activity; protein binding.